Messenger RNA from Neoarius graeffei (lesser salmon catfish), 1330 nucleotides. RefSeq names its product RAN binding protein 1 (gene ranbp1). The transcript is spliced from 6 exons. Gene Ontology annotation, cellular component: nuclear pore; cytoplasm; centrosome. Gene Ontology annotation, biological process: positive regulation of mitotic centrosome separation; nucleocytoplasmic transport. Lineage: Eukaryota; Metazoa; Chordata; Actinopteri; Siluriformes; Ariidae. Gene Ontology annotation, molecular function: GTPase activator activity. Bases 177 to 803 code for a protein of 208 amino acids. The record is from RefSeq and is a predicted model, not a curated record.
CCACAGCGAGAAAGGAGAUGACGUCAGCGAGCCGCGGCCCCGGUUAGUCGCGCGAAGCGGGAAAGCAGUGGGAGGGGCAGGCUGCUCUCGAACCGGAAGAAAGUGUGAGAAAAAGAAAAAGCGCCGAAAAUCAACCAAAAAACUCCUGAAACAAUCGCGAGCCAUCCGCAGGAAUCAUGGCCGAUCCCAAGGACACACAAGAUGAGCACGAGACCUCCACGGAUCACGUAGACGAUUCGAACCACGACCCACACUUCGAGCCCAUUGUGUCGCUGCCAGAGCGUGAGGUCAAAACUCUGGAGGAGGAUGAGGAGGAGCUCUUCAAAAUGAGGGCGAAGCUGUACCGCUUUGCGAGUGAGAACGACCCACCAGAGUGGAAGGAGCGCGGUACGGGGGACGUAAAGCUGCUGCGCCACAAAGAGAGAGGCUCCAUCCGCCUGCUGAUGAGGAGAGACCGCACGCUCAAGAUCUGCGCCAACCACCACAUCAUGCCACUGAUGGAGCUGAAGCCAAACGCAGGCAGUGACCGGGCCUGGGUGUGGAACACACACGCUGACUUUGCAGAUGAAGAACCAAAACCAGAGUUGCUGGCCAUCCGCUUCCUCAACGCAGAGAAUGCACAGAAGUUCAAGGUGAAGUUUGACGAAUGCAAAGAGGAAGUCCGAAAAUCACUUGAAGAAGGUGGGAACAAAGCCAACAGUGUGGCAGAGAAACUGGAGGAGCUGUCAAUCAAGGAGGAGAAGAAGGAAGAAGAGAAAGAGAAGACGGAGGAGGAGGAGAAGAAGGAGGAGGAGGAGAAAUGAGUGUGGUUGUGGUUCUCCACCCCACCCCUCCUCGCAGCACUUCUCUUUUCUACAACAGACUCUGAAUACGACAUUCGGACACUUGGUCUCUAUUUUGGGUUCAAAGCUCUGUUUUUGUUAUUUUUUUUUAUUAUUUGUCCAUCAGAGACCUCGGCGUCAUUCUUAAUCCAUUCCUGUCUCUCUCCCUCUCUCUCACACACACACACACACACACACACACACACACACACACACACCUUCACACACUCUUGCACUCAUCUGCUUGUGAAUGGAUCACCUGAUCGCCCUGAUGGGGGUGGGGCUCAGCUCUGUCCCACAUCAGCUCGUGUUUAUUCUUUUCUGUACCCGAUACAGAGCGACAGGAAGUGAGUUUGGUCGACAGAAUGCUGGGGUUCUGAGGGAGAACCCGGGAGGUGAGGGUUCCUGCCUGAGUGGAGGAUCUGGAGAGAUCAGUGAAGUUCCUUCAGGCUUGGCGCUGCUCUGUGUGAUUAUAAACAAAUGGAGGAAAUAAAGAAAAGUUCACUUGA